UUGACUAUCGGGAAAAUGGAGGGUCCCUGCAGAAUCAUGGCCUGAAAGGGACUGAACCAAAACGAAAAAAAAAUGGCACCCGCGCAUAUGGCAUAAUCAAAUAAACAUUAUUGCCUGUGUUGCUGAUACAGAAACUUUUAUGUGAUUUUUCUGGCUACUACACACUGAAGAACUGCUAUGUAUGCCAUCAACUGCUGGUGGAGAGGCAAUGAGGUCUUACUGCGAUGGAAAAGUAAUGAAUUCGUGCUGCGAUGGAUAAGGAAUGAAAGAUUGCUGCGAAAUGCGUAUGCGCUAUUCCUGGGUCAAGUCGUUUCUUUUCUAGUUGCGUUUAGCAGCUUCUUUUCUUCUUCUGUAAUCGAUCUUGGUGUGAAUGUGCCUCUCACCCAGAGUUUCUUCGCUUAUCUGUGCUUAGUUCUGGUUUUUGGGACUAUCAGGCUGGGUAGGCGUCAGAACAUACGGGUUUCUUGGAUUUGGUAUCUCUUCUUGGGCUUUGUUGAUGUUCAAGGGAAUUAUCUUGUCAAAAAAGCAUACCAGUAUUCGUCAGCUACUAGUGUGACGUUAUUGGAUUGUUGGACGAUACCAUGGGCCAUGAUUUUCACAUGGAUCGUUCUAGGCACCCGAUAUUCCAUAAGGCAGUUCUUUGGUGCAGCCCUGUGUGUUGCAGGCCUUGCUUCAGUGUUUCUCUCAGAUGCUGGGGUGGGUGGUGGAGGUGGUUCGAAACAUAUUCUUGGUGAUACACUCGUCGUUGCAGGAACACUUUUCUUGGCCAUGAGCAAUGUUGGUGAGGAAUUUUGUGCCAAGAAGAAAGAUAGUGUUGAAGUAGUUGCAAUGAUUGGUGCUUUUGGACUGCUAGUGAGUGCAUGUGAGAUCUACAUAAUGGAGUUUGAGACUCUGAAGUCUAUCAAAUGGUCUCCAGAUAUUAUACUAGGCCUUGCUGGUCAUGUUCUAUCAACCUUUCUGUUCUAUACUCUUGUUCCUUUUCUUCUCAAGCUCAGUGGAGCCACAAUGCUCAGUCUUUCUCUUCUUACAUCCGAUUUGUGGGCAGUGGUUAUUCGCGUCUAUUUCUACCACCAGAAGGUUGACUGGUUAUACUAUCUUUCUUUUGCAACCAUUACUAUUGGACUCAUCAUUUAUUCGAAAGAUGAGGGGGGUUCCAAUAUAUCGGUUUUUGAGGAUCAAAACCUCAAUGCACAAUACCAAGAGCUCAAUGAAGGGAGUGCAGGAUGUAAGAAUGAAACUUCUUCAUGAGGGUCACUGUUGAGAGGCAAUCACGGAAAUUCAAACCUUCAGUAGGCUGUAUAUUACUUGAAUUUAAAAGCACUUGGAAUAGAAGCCAGAUAUGAUAUACUAUCUUGAUAGGGAUGAAGUUGUAGCCGCAAAAUAAAAUGUAUGUUCUACCUGUUGCUGCUAGAAGCUCUUUCCUUGAAAGAUUUAACUUUUCAUCCCGAGGAUGCGGCUCACUUUCUUCUGAGAUGGCUGAUCAUCUACUGUUUGGUUGAUGUUUUUAGUUGUUCCUACUGCCCAAUAUAUCAUAAUGUGAAGCAUCUCAGUACAUUUAUGCUGCUAUCAA
Messenger RNA from Vitis riparia (riverbank grape), 1570 nucleotides. RefSeq names its product solute carrier family 35 member F1-like. NCBI's taxonomy places the organism in Eukaryota, Viridiplantae, Streptophyta, Magnoliopsida, Vitales, Vitaceae. Gene Ontology annotation, biological process: transmembrane transport. Gene Ontology annotation, molecular function: transmembrane transporter activity. Gene Ontology annotation, cellular component: membrane. The transcript is spliced from 11 exons. The record is from RefSeq and is a predicted model, not a curated record. Bases 178 to 1248 code for a protein of 356 amino acids.